This is a messenger RNA of Parastagonospora nodorum SN15, 405 nucleotides long. RefSeq lists its product as hypothetical. The record is from RefSeq and is a predicted model, not a curated record. The transcript has 2 exons. The coding region runs from base 1 to 405 and encodes 134 amino acids. Gene Ontology annotation, biological process: phospholipid metabolic process; arachidonate secretion. Gene Ontology annotation, molecular function: A2-type glycerophospholipase activity. Lineage: Eukaryota; Fungi; Ascomycota; Dothideomycetes; Pleosporales; Phaeosphaeriaceae.
AUGCGCAUCGUUCUUAUUGCUGUUUGGAUUCAUGUCCUCAGUGUACUUGCUACGCCAACAACCAUCUUGAUGGGAUACACUGACUAUUUCCUCUUUGACGUGUCCUUGCAAGAAUUUGUGCUCGCACAUACAAGAGAGGAAGGAGCGGUCGCUGGGAUAGAUUGGUGGUGGGACGGAUGCUGGGUGGCGCCAGAUAAGCCUUUUGGCUUCGAAUACCGGAAGCACAUUGACGACAAUUUCGAGAAGGAUUUGCACGCGCAGUGUGCGAAAAAGAAAGACGGUCUCAGGCGUGAAAUUUGCGAAAGGACCGCUUCAGGAUACUACCAUGGGGUGCGUAUCUUUGGUGGAGCCCGCUUCUGUGAUCGUGAAGCUACCAUCUCAAUAUUGUUUCCGAGCGAAUCUUAG